AUGAGCCACAUAGCCCCGGGCCCCACCCUCGAUGCACACACGCCCAACCCACACACACAGACACCCACAUUGGAUCCCAUCUCUCUCGUCUUCCUCGAUCCCCUUUCUCCACCCCCACGCCGCCGCCAGAUUCUGCCGAUCCCCGCCGUUCCUCACCGCCCAGCUCUCCUCCCUGUGGUCACCUCUCCCCGCUCACCAUCUCCACCGACCGGUUUAUCUCCUCGCCCAGGAGAGCCGCGUGAUGGAGCUGUCGUCUGCAUUCGAGGACCGCGUUCGGACAUCCUCGAGCGCCGCGCCUUGGACCUCACCUCCCGCGCCCUCGCCGCCCGCGCCGACAUCAACGCCACCCAUGCGCGCUGCCUCACCGUCGCCUGCGACAUCAGCUCGACCAACAGCGAGAUCGAGGACGCGCAGUGGAAGGCGAAGGAGUGGGACCGCUUCUACGAGUCGAAGAGGAAGGAGAUGGAGGACUUCCGGGCGAUGUCACAGCAGUUCGAGGCGGGAGCUCAUCAGGAAGUGCGGAGGCUCAAGGCCUUUGUGUCUCAACUUCAGGCAGCCCUGCAGGAGCUGCAGAGCAGCGGGUUGCACUCGGACGAUGCCGGGAUCGGGGCUGCGGAAGCCAGGAAGACCGACCUCAUGGCCAAGAAGGCCAAGCUGGACGAGACCCUGAAUGUAGCCCGCCAGUUCAGAGCACUGCUUCAGCAGCAGCUCCAGAAAGCCUUUGUGUCACAGGUUAGGGAUCAAAAGGCAGCACAAAACUGA
Messenger RNA from Triticum dicoccoides, 762 nucleotides. RefSeq lists its product as uncharacterized. The record is from RefSeq and is a predicted model, not a curated record. Lineage: Eukaryota; Viridiplantae; Streptophyta; Magnoliopsida; Poales; Poaceae. The coding region runs from base 1 to 762 and encodes 253 amino acids. The transcript has 2 exons.